Molecule: messenger RNA, 3568 nt
Organism: Boleophthalmus pectinirostris (great blue-spotted mudskipper)
Lineage: Eukaryota; Metazoa; Chordata; Actinopteri; Gobiiformes; Gobiidae
Product: E3 ubiquitin-protein ligase TRIM32
Molecular function (GO): protein binding; zinc ion binding
Source: RefSeq, a predicted model, not a curated record
AGUGCGUACCGUGCGUACCGUGCGUAGCAGUACUGCGGUGCGCUCUCUCACACAAGCAGCUUCUCUAAGCAGCUGCAGUGAAACACAGCACGCCCAUCAAGGCUGUUUCGUUGAUCCAGCUGAUUUCAGGAAAGGUUCACAAUGGCUGUGGAAUGCCCCCAACUGGACCCGGAUUUAAUGCGGGAGGUUCUUGAAUGCCCCAUCUGCCUGGAAACGUAUAACCAGGACCAAAUGAGACCCAAACUCCUACAGUGUGGACAUACAGUGUGUCGGCAAUGUCUAGAAAAACUACUAGCAAAUACCAUAAAUGGUGUUCGCUGUCCAUUUUGCAGUAAGGUGUCCAGAAUGAGUAGCACCCAGUUGGCUGACAAUCUCACAGUACUGAAAAUUUUGGAUUGCACUACCUCAUGUAGUGCUGCUGCUGCCGCUCUGAUGUGCAAGUCUUGCUGCACUCGUCUACCACGACAGUACUGUCAUGAGUGUGCAGUUGUCCUCUGUGAGCUGUGUAAAGCAGAGGGUCACAUGCUUCAAGGCCAUAAUGUCCAACCCAUCAGAUUAGCUGCUGAGCAGCGACGCAAAGAACUUGGUUCCAAACUUGAAUCUCUGCGAGAUGUAAUGGGUGAAAUCCAAAAGAAGAAAACUGUCAUUGAAAAUAUUUCUAAAACACUGAGGUGUAAAUACCGAGCAGUUCAGCAAGACUAUGCUACAGCUGAGCUACGCCUUCAAGAGGAACUCAGUAGAUCUCGAAGAACCUUCACAGCCACCAUGUCAGAACUGGAAAAGACCAAUGGGCAAGUCCUUGAGGAACAGACCUAUUUACUUAAUAUUGCAGAGGUUAAAGUAGUGUCACGUUGUGACUAUCUGACAAUGCGGGUGAGGCAGAGUGAUACUGCUUUGCUAAAGGAAGAUGGUGGCAACUGUGAUGAUGAUGAAGAACUGGAUAUUAAAAGUACUUUGCCUACUACACUGAAUUUACAAGAGCCGGAGUUAGUUCUAAUAGAGCAGUCAAAAGCUUUAGAAGUAGGAAAGUUAACGGCAAAAGCUUACACUGUUAGUACAGAAGUUGAAGAAAGCACUUUAGACACGGCUUUAGAAAGUGGUGUUGAGGGAGCAAUGGGGCCGUCAGUAGAUUUAUACAGAGAUGUGGAUAUGUCUGCAAGUGUAGAUGAGGCUAUCUGUGGCUCACCUGCGCAUUUUAAGUCAAAGUCUUUGGACGCAGCAGAACCACCUGGAGGGGCCAACAGUGAACUACCAGCCUGCCAGUUUGUUAAGAGGAUGGGCUGCAAGGGAACACUGCCUGGCCUGUUUAACUUGCCUGUGAGCAUUUGUGUAACACUGCAAGGAGAAGUCUUGGUGGCUGACCGUGGUAACUGCCGCAUUCAGAUUUUUAACCGCAAAGGAUUUCAGCGGGAAAUCCGGCGCAAUGCCAGUAGUAUUGACAAUUUUGUUUUGAGCUUUUUAGGUGCGGACCUUCCUAAUCUCAUUCCAUUAUCCAUUGCUGUUACACCCCAAGGACUCAUUGGGGUCACUGAUAACUAUGACAACUCUGUGAAAGUCUAUACAAUGGAUGGACAAUGUGUGGCUUGCCACAAGAACCAGCUGAUCAAACCCUGGGGCAUUGCUGCCAUGCCAACGGGACAGUUUGUGGUGUCAGAUGUGGAAGGUGGCAAGCUGUGGUGCUUGGCAGUGGACCGCAAUAUCGGUAUAGUCAGCUACACUCGUUUGUGCUCUGCUGUACGCCCAAAGUUUGUGACAUGUGAUCCAAGUGGAACAGUUUACUUCACCCAGGGCUUGGCUCUUAAUUUUGAGAAACGCCACAAUGAGCCUCACCUGGAAGGCGGUUUCUCCAUCGGGUCAGUGGGUACGGACGGUCAGCUUGGCAAGCAGCUCAGUCACUUUUUUUCAGAGACUGAGGACUUCCGCUGCAUCACUGGAAUGUGUGUGGAUAACAAUGGUGAUUUGUUGGUAACAGAUAGUGGUCGAAAAGAAAUCCUUCAAUUUCCCAAAGAAGGUGGCUACAAAAUUCUCAUCCAGGAUGGACUAACCUGUCCUGUUGGAGUGGCAACUACUCAGAAAGGACAGUUGCUUGUUCUGGACUGUUGGGAUCACUGUGUCAAAGUAUACACAUACAUUCAGAGAAGGCACUCCUCCACUUCAUAGAGUUCUAAUGGUUACUGUGACAGGGUUUAACAGUUGCAUUUAAAGUGUAUUGGCCAUAGUUUUCAUUGUUCUCCUUCUGGCUUUCAAUUGUAUUUUUGUUAGUGUGUGUUUUUACAGCAAAAAGAGCUACAACUUAAUACACCACAUUUAAAGAGCUGUUCAGGUUAAAGCUAAGGAAGACAUCAUGUGAUUCUCUGUCAUUCCUGACUGGUUAUGCCUAGUAUCAGAUGUAUGUGUGUAAUGCACGGUGAAUUAGAUUGGCUCAGUUUAAAAUACACAGCAGAUUGUGGCAAACAAAAAUGUAUUUGUUUACUUAACAAAAUGUAUACCAAGGAUUAUGGCCUGUGAUGCACUUUAUUGCUGACAAAUCACUUAAGGGUCAGAAGCACACUCAUUGCUAAAGGUGUCUGAGAGCUUCUACCCUCACUGAGAAGUGCUUCAAUAACAGAUCAGUAAAUAACAAAAUGUACCGUAUGUGAUUUUACAGCAUUCAGGGAACUUUACCUGGAAUAAUCCUGUAGGCUCAUGCAUAUUGUAGCCAUGUUAACAUUUAUUGUUGAGUACACAUGCAAAGAAUAGAAUUUUAGAAAAAAAAAACCAAACCCACUUAAAUUAUGCCAGAUUAAAAAAAAAACAAAUAUUGUUCCUGGCUGAAGUUAAUGUUUGUUUUUGAAAUAAUUGCAUAAUUUGCAGACAUUUGGCUUUCACACAAAACAUGAAGUGUUCACUUUUUUGAGUAGCAACAGUUGUGUUAAUGUUGAAGAUAUGUUAGUCUUGUGAGGAUGUGUGUCUGACACUGACAUGCCAAACUUGAUUUGCUACUUGUAACUUUAGGCUCAGCAAAGGAUCCCUCAGGUUUCAAUUGACUCCACAAUAUGGGUUUUUUGCUAGCUGUUGGCAUUGAUCAACACUAUUAAUUUAUUUUAGCUCUUGUUGGAUAUUUGUUCCCUACUAAAUUAUAAACCUCCUGGGGUAAGGGUGUUGCUACAAUCAUAGUGAUAUUGUAUUAAUGGAACAAAAUAACUUAAUAGACUUAACCAAUAACAGGCUUUUUUUUUGUAAAAUGUUUUCACUAAUGACCUUAACCUUUAUUUUCUAUCUUAAGCCUUUUCUUUGUUAUUGUUAUUUGAGAACUGUAAAAAGAAGUUCCCCACUACUGCACUACUCUAGAGAGCUGAUGCAUACAAUGCUACACAUAAUGAAGUGUCCUUUUGUCUGGGUGUUUAACACUGAUACAUGAACAUCUAUUCACAUUUCAUGACCUGGAUUACUUCCAGACAUCUUUCUAAACUGUUCAAAUGUAAUGAUGCAAUACAUCUCUAAACCAAACUUUGUCAUUCAGAUGUUAUGUCUGAUAUGUCUGUGGGUUUUAACUUGUCACAAUUUUACGUGUCAUUGUCAGAUAAUA